Molecule: messenger RNA, 2670 nt
Organism: Plasmodium gonderi
Lineage: Eukaryota; Apicomplexa; Aconoidasida; Haemosporida; Plasmodiidae
Product: sortilin
Exons: 4
Coding region: 1-2670 (889 amino acids)
Biological process (GO): post-Golgi vesicle-mediated transport
Cellular component (GO): Golgi apparatus; membrane
Molecular function (GO): protein binding
Source: RefSeq, a predicted model, not a curated record
AUGAAAAAAAAGAUAGAAGCAAAGCAGUUACGAUUUAAAUGUGACCAUUCAGAUGAAAGAAAAAUGCGAAUUUUUGUUCAUAAUAACACAAAUAAAAAUAAAAAUCGAUUAUUGCUUUUCAUUUUUUUGCUUCUUUUUUUUUUACUAACCAAUUUAUCACAAUGCCAAAUAACAAAAAAAAAGGUUUCAGUGAGUGAAAUAAAUUUUGAUAGUGCUGUGGAGGAUGUUCAAUGGUGUGGAAAUAAUCACAUGACAGUUUUGGUCAAAACAGUAAAGGGCAGACUGUACAGAAGUUCAGAUGGCGGAAAAAUAUGGACUAACAUCACAAGCAGUCUAUCGGAAAAUCCAAAUAACAAAGGGGAGACAUCAAAUCAUACAAAUGAAGUGACAACAAUAGAUCUCAUUAUGGUAAACCCUGUGAAUAAAAACAUUGUAUUAAUUGUUGGAAAUCAAAAAAAUCAUUAUGUUUCAGAAGAUUCAGGAGAAACAUUUCGUUUAAUAAAUUAUAAAAACAAAAUAAAUUUCUGGCAGUUUCAUAGUAGCAAAACGCAUUGGGCAUUAGUUUCUUCAUGGACAUCUGCAUGUUAUUCUACGAAUGAUAAAAGUGGAGAAUGUAUGCAAACAUUAUCAGUAACAAAAGAUUUAGGUAGGACAUUUCAAUUAAUAGAUAUUUAUGUUGUUCAGUUUAAUUGGGGGGAUAAAGACACGCAUUCGGAAGACUCAAUUUAUUAUACGCGUCAUAAAAAUAGAAAUGGACAUCAACAGAGAUUCAGUGGAUGGUCAAAAGAUGUUGAUUUUGUAAGAACAGACAAUUUUGGAAAAAAUGUAGAUGUAUUAGUUAAACAAGGUAAUAAAUUUUUAAUAUCAAAUGGGUAUAUAUUUGUGGCAAGAUUGAAUGAUGUCAUUAAGCAAACUGUCAAUAUGAUGGUUUCAACAGAUGGAGGAAAAACUUUUAAUAAAGCCAACUUACCGGAAAAUAUACACGAAAAAUCAUACACGGUUUUAGAUACAUCAGAAGGUGCUAUAAUGUUACAUGUAAAUCAUGGGACAUCAUCAGAUAGAAUGAACACAGGAAAUGUUUACAUUUCGGAUUCUUCUGGAUUAAAUUACACGCUUUCUCUACCAAAUAAUAUUAGAACAUCAUCAGGGGAAUGUGAAUUUGAUAGAAUCCUAAGUUUAGACGGAGUUUAUAUAGCAAAUUUUUUGGACGAAAAUGAUGAUAUAAAAGAUGAAGAAUUAAAAUUUCAUAAUUUUAAAUCACAGUUAGAAGAAGAUAUUAGUCCGUUUCAAACCAAUACAGAGAAAAGAAAAAAACAGUCAGCUAAAGGAAAAAAUGAGGAUCUUGUUAGAACAGUAAUAUCUUUUAAUAAAGGUGGACAUUGGUCAUAUUUAAAAGCACCAAAAGUAGAUAGUAGAGGAAAUAAAUAUGAUUGUGGAGAUAGUUGCUAUUUACAUUUGCAUGGAAUUACAAAUUAUCAUCAAUAUGCACCUUUCUAUUCGAUAGAAAAUGCUGUUGGUAUAAUUAUGGGAACAGGCAAUGUUGGUAGUCAUUUAAGAUAUGAAAGUGAUGAGGUCAAUACAUUUUUAUCAAGAGAUGGUGGAGUAACAUGGAUGGAAGCUCAUAAAGGACCUUAUAUUUAUGAAUAUGGAGACCAUGGUGGAUUAAUAGUUAUGGCUGAUGAUUUACGUAAAACUAAUCAAAUAGUUUUUAGUUGGAACGAAGGGCAAAGUUGGUUUGAUUUUGAAUUGGGACAAUUUUCAAUUGAUGUUGAUAAUAUUGUUGCAGAACCUAAUUCUUCUUCUGUUGAAUUUUUAGUAUAUGGCACAAGAAAUGAUGUCGGAGUGUUAUAUCAUUUAGAUUUUAAUGCACUCGGACAACCAUUAUGUAAAGGAUUAUGGGCAGCUGAUUCAGUUUCAUCAGACUACGAAACUUGGUCACCUACAAGUGGAUCCUUUUCCAACAAAUGUAUACUAGGAAGAAAAAUUACAUACACAAGAAGGAAGCAAACGUCUGAAUGUUUCAAUGGAAAAGACUUAAAAAGAAAUGUUGAUAAGAAGUCUUGUGAAUGCACUCCAGAAGAUUACGAAUGUGAAACUGGUUUCACGAGAAAAGUUGGAAGUUAUGAAUGUAAACCAAAUGAUCCGACUUUAACUAUUGAAGGUUGUACAAGCAGUUCUUAUUUUUAUGCAAAUGCAUAUAGGAAGGUGCCAGGGGAUAUAUGUGUUAAUGGUUGGGUCCCGGAGAAGGUACCCGUUCCAUGUCCUUCACAUUCACCUUUUAAUAGGACGGCAAAGUCCAUCCUAUUCAUACUAUUUAUUUUGGGUAUUAUUAUGCUCAUAGUAACGUACCUGUGCCGAAAUCCCAAAUUUAAACACUUGUUUUACAACUAUGGUUUCGACACAUUUGAACAUGUGAAAUAUUCUGUCAUUAAAACGAAAAGAGGAAAUGUAAGUACAAACGUGUUUGAGCCGGAAAUGGAAUUCAUAGAUGCAGAACAGGAUGAUAAUGAAGAAGAUGUUCCUACCCUUUUGUCAUAUUCCAACGAUAGGAAUAGAACAAGAAAUAAUGAUUUCAAACUAACAAGAAAUAGAUCCAAUCAAAAUAAUUAUUUAACAUCGAGAAAUGUUUCCCCACCUAAAAAUUACCCAGAUAAUAUUGAGCUAUUAUAA